GAAGUAGGAGUUCGUCUCUGCCAGGUCCACGUUGAAGAUGUCAUCGGUGAGCUCCUUCUUCUCGAGGUCUGUCAGCUCCUCCCAGAAAUUCAGGAGGAGAAUAUAAAUCAGUCACCAGAUGGAGGCAACUACCUGUGUCAUUUCAACCUGAUAAUGGCGGAAUUUUCCACUGAAGUUCUUCAGGAGAUAAGGGGAAAAAUAGCACAAAAAUUGGAGUCAACAACUGGAAUGUUUAGAGAAUGAAGCUCACCUGUUGAGAGCCGAAGCCGCACUGUAGCCCACAGGCCUCCUAUCAGAAUUCAACCGGUUCAUCGUUUUAAUCAUCUGGUCUUUAUCGUCUUUUUAACCGUUCACUUUCACAUUGGCCGAAAUGUCAGCGAUGUUGGCGUGACUUCACCGCUCGCCUCAGUCCCCCCUCAUGUUCACAAUCAACACUGACAGCGAGAAGAUACCAGUUGAAUUCCAUUCAAAACGUGCGACAGACCGUGAUGUACUGAUUGGCGUUGAUUUACGGCGACUACUAGACCUGAGCGUUGACCCGGAAAAGACCGAUGAUUUUCGUAAUUGGCCGAGCUGAUCGACCUUGGUCUUGGAGAAGUUGAGUUACGUUUCAAACAGACUUGUUCGAAGCCCUCAAUGCGCUCUACAAAAAAGGUGUUCCAUUCCUCGAAUUCGAGCAGUUUCAACAUAAAGGCAGGGGAUUGCGGGAGGGAACCGAGACAGGGAGCCAGAAGAAACAAAGAAAUCAACAAAUGCUUCAUUUUAUUCUAAAACUAAACUGAAGCCCAAAAUUAUUGUGAAACUUGUCGAGUGCUUCGAGAAUUGCGACUGAAGUAGAGAUAAGGGCAGUGACGCUGAAUGCGAUUUAGGGGGACGAGAAUCAUGAAUACAUCCCUGAACCAUCGCUCGAGAUCUUCUACGUCACGAAAAACACAAACAUUUGAUCAUUUGAUGUGAGCAGUCAUAAUGGCAUUCACCGGGUUCUUUUGAUCGAUCGAUUGCUCUCGUUAUCGAGGACUAUUGCGAGUGCUAAUUGUUCUGAUUGCAAGUGCAUUCUCCCAGGAAGAGGGGAUUCUCGGGGUUUUUUCACUGGACAUCAUGACGAAGGAUGACAGAAAACAUUCGAAUAGCAACGAGUCGAAGAGAUCGUCUGCUGAGGCAGGCCCAGAUCCCUCAGCUCCCAUCACCAGGAGGGGAAUCUUAACCUCGCUUAUGACUGGAAAACCUAUGGAAAUUCCGGAGCAAGACAUUCUGGGAAAAUGCAGAUUUGUCUCAGAAUUCGAGAAACUGAAUCGAAUAGGUGAAGGCACCUACGGUAUAGUUUACCGAGCGAGGGACACGAAGACGGACAAAGUGGUUGCCCUGAAGAAGGUUCGAAUGGAGCACGAGAAGGAUGGACUCCCAGUGAGUGGUCUCAGGGAGAUAAGUGUCCUUCUCUCCUGUCGACACGAGAACAUUGUCCAGCUGAGGGAGGUCGUGGUGGGCAGGAGUCUCGAGAGUAUUUUCCUGGCGAUGGAGUACUGCGAGCAGGAUUUAGCAAGCCUCCUGGACAACAUGCAGACCCCCUUCUCCGAGAGCCAAGUGAAAUGCAUUGUCCUGCAGGUGCUGAAGGGCCUGCGUUAUCUCCAUCGUAACUUCAUCGUUCACAGGGACUUGAAGGUCUCGAAUUUACUCAUGACUGAUAAGGGAUGCGUCAAAAUCGCUGAUUUCGGCCUGGCCAGGUGGUUUGGACUGCCACUGAAGCCUAUGACUCCCAGGGUCGUCACUCUGUGGUACAGGGCGCCUGAACUCCUGCUGCAGGCGAAGACUCAGACGACUUCGGUCGACAUGUGGGCCGCUGGGUGCAUCCUAGGGGAACUGUUGGGCCAUAGACCAUUACUCCCAGGCAGAUCAGAGAUCCAGCAACUGGAGCUGAUUGUCGAUCUCCUGGGGACCCCCUCAGAGGCGAUAUGGCCGGAAUUCAAUUCCCUCCCAGCCCUCCAGAACUUCUCGUUGAAACAGCAGCCCUACAACAAUCUCAAGCAGAGAUUCCCCUGGCUGAGUGCUGCUGGAUUACGUUUGCUUAAUUUUCUGUUCAUGUACGAUCCCAAGAAACGUGCGACCGCCGAGGAAUGCCUCCAGAGUAGCUACUUCAAGGAGGCUCCACUCCCAUGUGAUCCGAAGCUCAUGCCAACAUUCCCACAGCACAGGAAUAUGAAGAAGUCGAGUCAGUCGAAGGAGAUCAGAGAGUCUGAGGUACUUGCCAGCGAUCAGACUAGUAACUUGCCUGCUAUCUCUGAUUUACUUGGAUCUCUAGUGAAGAAACGACGAGUGGAAUAGUCUGCACAAACCAAUGCUGUUGCCCGCAAUUUCCCAUUUUCAUGGAUUUUAUAGACUCAUAAUGACUGAGACUACAUGCAUAAGAUUUUAAGACUAAUUAUAAAUGAUGGUAUCGUCAAUAAAUCGAUGUUUCAGCAAUUGAUCAGCAUGAAAUUGAAAAACAAGUGGAGUUGGUGACAUGAGACGAGAUGAUCAUCUUCUUCUGGAGUUGACGUGAGUUUUUUGGAUAUUUUUUCUGAAAAUAAUUUCGGAUAAAAUUAGAACUCCUCUUCGUUUGUGGAUGGAGGUGAGAGUUGAGAAGACACUUGGAAUUAUUGAGGGAAAAUUCAUGAAAUUAAUCAACAAUACUGCGAUGGGAGUGGAACCUGGGUUGACAAAUUGGCAAAUUGUUUUUGUCUUUAUUUUUGCUAGUGAAUUAGCAAAAUGCUUCUGAAUGGUCAUUUUGUGCAUAAUUUUCUUCGAUCGUAUAUCAUUUACUGUUUUAUAUCAUCUUGUGCAAUUGAAUUAUAUUUUUUCUUCAAUCAAUAGUGUUAGAUUUCUUGUGAAAAUUCUUGUAUAAAUCAAAUGAAAGAAUUAUGCUAUCUAUAUUACCUCGAAACUUCAAUAAAAUGGUAUUGGAAAAACUU
Messenger RNA from Diachasma alloeum, 2945 nucleotides. It is a transcript of the gene Cdc10, whose product is annotated as cyclin-dependent kinase 10. Gene Ontology annotation, molecular function: cyclin-dependent protein serine/threonine kinase activity; ATP binding. The record is from RefSeq and is a predicted model, not a curated record. NCBI's taxonomy places the organism in Eukaryota, Metazoa, Arthropoda, Insecta, Hymenoptera, Braconidae. Gene Ontology annotation, biological process: regulation of mitotic cell cycle; protein phosphorylation. Gene Ontology annotation, cellular component: nucleus. Bases 1099 to 2319 code for a protein of 406 amino acids. The transcript is spliced from 10 exons.